GGCUGGAAAGGCGUCUUAAGCGCUACAGGAUGACAGGCGCGCGCACACGACACGCGUGGAUGUGGAGAGAUAUCCCGAACACCUUCGGCUUUUAGAGACACCUGAAACCAGCAUCGUGUGGAAACAAUGAUGUCUUCCUACCUCCAAAGCAUUUCUGUGCCUCCUCAUGGUUUGGUCUAACACUGACAUCUGAACUGCAGGUCUCAUCUCAGCUCAGGGAGAAAAAAAAAAUAAAAUCAAGAACCAGGAUUUGAAAUUCAUUUAUUUUACCUCAAAGUUUUAGUGUUUUCCCAAAAGGGGUCAUGCCCCACCUGCUCAACAAUGAUAGUUCCUUCAGCUCCAGGCAAGAACUGCUGGAUCUGCAAGAUGGACCAAUUGUCCCCAGUGUGGACUUGCCAAGCCCACUGGAGUCACAGGUCAGCACGCCUACUGGCUCCACCCCUCACCGUCCACCUGCAGAUGCCCCCAUCAAGACGACCAAGAACACUGUUAAUCUCUCUGGGGCAACAGUAGGGGUUAAUUUUCUGUCCUCGGACACAGAGAACCUGUGUGGAUGGGGAGCUCUGACCCCCCGCUUUAUCCAGAGCUUCAACACUGCCCGCUGGGUGCUCUUCUUCCUGUGCGUGGCCUCGUUCCUCCAGGGCAUGAUAAUCAACGGUUUCAUCAACACCGUCAUCACGUCCAUCGAGAGACGCUUUGAUUUGCGCAGCUAUCAGGCUGGGCUCAUCGCUAGCUCCUAUGACAUUGCUGCGUGCGUGUGCCUGACGUUCGUGAGCUAUUUUGGUGGCACAGGACACAAGCCCCGCUGGCUGGGCUGGGGAGUUUUCAUUAUGGCGCUCGGCUCACUCGUGUUCGCGCUGCCGCACUUCACCACGCCAGUUUACCAGCCCAGAGUACUGGAGCAUACAGGGCUGUGCUCAGCCAAUCAGACGGAUGGGUGCGGGAACAACCAAGGAAGUAGACUCUCAUUGUACCGCUACAUCUUCAUGCUGGGCCAGUUUCUGCAUGGUGUUGGUGCUACACCACUCUACACACUUGGUGUUACUUACCUGGAUGAGAACGUCAAGUCCAAUUAUGCGCCAGUCUACAUAGGUAUCUUCUACACUGCAGCUAUUAUAGGCCCGGCAGCUGGAUACCUGCUGGGUGGCUUUUUCCUCAACAUCUACACGGAAAUUGGCCAAAAACCUGAUCUGACUCCAGAAAACCCACUGUGGGUGGGGGCAUGGUGGAUUGGGUUCCUGGCAGGAGGAGCUGCUGCCCUCAUCACCGCUCUACCCAUUCUGGGCUAUCCUCGCCAACUGCCAGGGUCUCAGCGCUUUAUAGCCAUGCGUGUGUCUGAGGCCCAUCAGCUGAAGGAUGGAAGUCAAGCGACCGCCUCUGACCCCCAGUUUGGCAAGACAGUAAAAGACAUGCCGAGGUCAGUGUUGCUGCUGUUAAAAAACCCUACGUUUAUAUUUCUGUGCCUUGCUGGUGCUACAGAGGCUACUCUAAUCGCCGGCAUGUCCACUUUUGGGCCCAAAUUUCUGGAGUCUCAGUUCAGUCUUAGUGCUUCAGAGGCAGCCACCUGGUUUGGCUACAUGGUGGUUCCUGCUGGAGGAGGCGGUACCUUCCUGGGUGGCUACAUCGUGAAGAAGCUGAACCUACGUUGCCGUGGCAUCAUCCGCUUCUGCAUGCUCUGUGCACUGGUGAGCCUUGUGGCUGUCUUCGUCUUCCUCCUUCACUGUCCCAACGUGCCUAUGGCUGGAGUGACCGCACCAUACCGGAGCAGAUCUCACAACAGCUUGGCUUACACACAGCAUCAGAGCAGUCUUGUAAUAGGUAGGAAUUUGACCGUAGAGUGUAAUGCAGAAUGUCACUGUGUGGAGGCGCUGUAUAACCCAGUGUGUGGAGCUGAUGGGGUGAUGUACUACUCUGCCUGCCAUGCGGGCUGCGGUACUGUUAACAACACACACAGGACCACAGAAAGACAGACGUUCACAGGCUGUAGCUGCAUCAUGGGUAAUACGUCAAUAGGAGAGGAAGGUCUGGCCGUAGCAGGAAAGUGUAGCUCUUCCUGUAACCACAUGCCGGCCUUCCUUGCCUUCUUCUUCAUCAUCAUCUCCUUCACCUUUCUGUGCAGUAUCCCUGCUCUCACGGCUACUCUGAGGUGUGUCCCUGACAGUCAGAGGUCAUUCGGACUGGGGAUCCAGUGGAUUGUGGUGCGAACGCUGGGUGGCAUCCCAGGUCCAAUCGCGUUUGGGUCAGUGAUUGACAUCUCGUGUCUGCUGUGGCAAGAGCAGUGUGGAGAACGUGGGUCUUGUUACCUAUACCAGAAUUCUGCUAUGAGCCAAUACACACUCAUUGCUGGCAUCAUCUACAAGUUUUUGGGCACUGUUUUCUUCAUGUUGGCCAGCGUGCUGUAUAAACCUCCUCCAGAAUCUCCUCAGAAUAGCUGUGAGAACACAGACCACAGUGCAAUAGACGGAGGCAUCGAGGUCGGACACCUGCCAGUCAAAGACCUCCCACCUGAGAUCAUAGCCAACGUUCAUGCCAAGUUGUGACCUUCGCCCACCCAAGCGCACACCCUGCAUGAGCGUGUGUGAAUAUGUGCGUUUCCAUCAACUUUAUCACAACCCCAGACACACGAACCUGCACUGUGGUUAUUAUUGGUCUUUUCUCUUUUUUUUGGCCAGGCAUGCCUCGCUCAAAUGUGAUCCAUCUGAUACGCGAAGAUCUAAUAUUUCAGUCAUCUCGCAGAUGGAUCACGUUUGUUCAUAAUGAACUGUUGAUAAAAUGCUGGAAGAUGCAAAAGAAGUGACAUGAGUCAUAGAUUAAAGAUUCAUGUUUGAAUAACCCUCUGCGAUCAGUAUAGUUUAGAUAUUACAAUUCUUUCUUUGGCCGCCCAAAUUAUUCUAGAUUACAGAUUCUAAGCAUCACAAUAGAUUCGAUCUUCUGCAAGGUUUGAUAAAUUGCUCAGCACCUACAUUGGAUAUGUUUGAAGCAGGGAGGUGCUUCGGACACCCAGCCAAAGAUAAUCAGAUUUUUAUAUAUAUAUUUUUGGUUUUGUUUUUUUAAAUGUAUGCUAUGCCACUUUUUAUGCCACAGCAUGGCCGUUACCUUAUGCAGGAAACAUAGUGCUGCAUGGAUGACAUUUUGUUUAAACCAACCCAGAAGUUAGCAUCAGAAAAUAAGCUCUGUGAUCUUGUUUAUCUUCACAAACGAACACAACUUUUAUGAUUUUUGAAGCCUAAAUAAAUCGGCAGAAGGAAAAAGCGAUAUUUAAGCUACAGGAAUGUGACAUCACUAAUCUAAAACACUUUUGAUUGUUAUUUAAAAAUAUCUGUUCACUGAUAAGGAUCCACUGUGGAUGCCCUUUUUUAUGAAUGAAUCUUAGUGGAAAGGCUGUAAUAGAACCAGUGUUCACCAUAAUGACAUUUAAUGUCAUUUAACCAGUUCUUAGCCAUUUUCAAGACUCUCACACAUGGCAUAUUACUGAUGCACUUUAUGUCGUAGAAUAAAACCUGAAAUUACUCUAUAUUGCCAAAGGUUUUGGGACACCCCUCCAAAUCAUUGAAUUCAGGUGUUGUUUUUCAGGGGUUGAGCUCGGCCCCUUAGUUCCAGUGAAAGGAACUCUUAAUGCUUCAGCUUCAUACCAAGACGUUUCAAGAUGUUCUUGGUGGGAACAGUUUGGGGAUGACCCCUUCCUGUUCCAACAUAACUGCACACUAGUGCACAAAGCAAGGUCCAUAAAAACAUGGAUGAGUGACACAGAGUCCUGACCUCAACCCCAUAGAACACCUUUGGGGUGAAUUAGAGUGGAGACUGAGCCGGACCUUCUCGUCCAACAUCAGUGCCUGACCUCACAAAUGCACUUCUAGAGGAAUGGUCAAAAAUUCCCAUAAACACACUCCUAAACCUUGUGGAAAGCCUUCCCAGAAGAGUUGAAGCUGCAAAAGGCAGGACAACUCCAUAUUACAUUCAUGUGCAUGUAAAGACAGACGUCCCAAAACUUUUGGCAAUGUAGUGUAUCUUGAACAUGUGUCAAACACAUUCAAGAUAAUUUGAAAAAAACAAAUUUAAGUAUAUAUAUAUAUAUAUAUAUAUAGGACUCGUUCCUGCAGCACUCUGUUAUCUGAUUAUACUGUAAUACAUAAGACAAAAGGCACUUCUUAUUGUUUCUCUUCAUUAACUGAUUUAUCCUGGUCAGGGCCGUGAUUGAUCCAGAGCCUUUACUGGGAACACUGGGUACGAGGAGGGCACACACCCUAGAUGAGUCCAUCGUAGGGCAGCAAUGCACACAUUCACGCACACAUUUAUUCACACACUUAUUCAUACCUAGGGGUUCAUUUAGAGUAGCUAAUUCACAUCCUGGCAGGUGUGAAGAAACCAGAGGAUCUAUCCUGGAGCUAUGAGGCGGCCGUGAUGUACCUGCCACUACACUGUGCUGCUCAUCAUUUCUCUAGAAACACAGUAUACUGAUUUGUUCUUUCUACUAUCCUAUUUAAAAAGCACUUAGAAAUUAAACAAUGGGUACUAAUACAGAAUAAAUAUAGAAACACAAUUCUUCAAAUGGUUGAAAUUAAAUCCAUUUAUGUAAAAGGCUUUCUUGCAGAUAGCAAGGUUAUUCUACAUAUGAUACUAGACUGCGUCAUGAGACGAUUGUGUAACGCUCCUGCUGAGCCUUUACUCAUAUAACCUGCAACUCUGUUUGCACUUUAACUUCCUAAAACUAAUUCACUGAUUCACUGAACACCAUAUAUGAGUAUAUCAGCUACAACUUUAAUACAAGCCAUUAUCUUUGUUCUAACUAAACAUACAAAUGGGACCUAAAGGUUUAUGCUUUUUAAAAAGAUGUCCAGUGCCAAAAUAAUGUCUUUUAGGACUGUGAAGGUCAGAAUGGCCUUAUGGGUUUGGUUUAUAUUGCAGCAGCUAUGCUAUAUAUUACCAAAAGUUUUGGGACACCGCUCCAAAAGGGUUCGGCCCCUUAGUUCCAGUGAAAGGAACUCUUAACGCUUCAGCUUCAUCUAUCUAUCUAUCUUCAUACCAAGACAUUUUGGACAAUUUCAUGCUUUGUGGGAACAGUUUGGGGAUGACCCCUUCCUGUUCCAACAUACACCACUGUACACCAGUGACCAAAGCAAGGUCCAUAAAGACAUGGAUGAGUGAGUUUGAUGUGGAGGAACUUGACUCCUAAACCUAAACACACUCCUAAACCUUGUGGAAAGCCUUCCCAGAAGAGGUGGAGAUGUUACAGCCACAGAGGGCGGGACAACUCCAUAUUACAUUCAUGUACAUGUAAAGACAGACGUCCCAAAACUUUUGGUAAUGUGGUGUAUGUUGCAAAAAAAUGAAUAAAUACAUUAUUAAUUCAUUAAAAAAAAUUAAAUUAAAGGUUGAGGGCUAAUGUAGGUCAUGUCUGAUGGUCAGUGUACCUAUUUGGAAUAGGACACUGUAUGAUGUGUAAUGUUUUGUAUUGUUUAACGGCAGUUCUGCGUAAUAUUCAGUCAUUUUUUUUGAAUUGCUAGAAUUUUUCAUAAAAAUCGACCUUGUGCCAAGCUGAAAGUUCUCAUCAUUGUGAUCAUUCACAUUGCUUGUGCGUGAAUGCUGAAUUCGCAAACUACCAAAUGCCACCUUUAAUACCUUAUAUGAUUAAUUUUUACCAGCACACACACACACACACACACUUAUGUAUACAUAUAUCUUUUUAUUCACUUGUGUUGAAAGACUGUUUAUAUAUCAUUUAUAAAUUUGAAGAAAAAAAAAUUUGGAGAAAAAGGGACACUCUCACCCGAUGAAAUGCACUCAAGAAACGUUUUGAGGAUUUGCACAAAUGAAGACGUGAGAAGGUGUGAGAAGAACAGCAGGUUGUUUUUUUUUUGUAUGGUUUAUACAGUAUUUAUUGUGUUCACCCUAAAAUAACUGCAAGCAACUGUGCCUGGUAGACCAUGGUGUGACCCCAGUGAUCAUCUGUGAGUGUGAUGAUUAAUGUGAUUCUCUUCAUGUUAGUUGUGUAGGUUUUGAUAGCGACAUCCCGCCACAUCACAUUAAACUGUAAAGGUUUGGGGAACGAAGCGGAUUUCCCAGUUCUGGUUUGAUACUUUUCUUUAAAAUCUCUUUUUGAUGCAAACAUUUCAGUAAAUGUUUUUUAAGAAGUGAAAUCCACAAA
Messenger RNA from Hemibagrus wyckioides, 6145 nucleotides. It is a transcript of the gene slco4a1, whose product is annotated as solute carrier organic anion transporter family, member 4A1. NCBI's taxonomy places the organism in Eukaryota, Metazoa, Chordata, Actinopteri, Siluriformes, Bagridae. Gene Ontology annotation, cellular component: membrane. Gene Ontology annotation, molecular function: protein binding. Gene Ontology annotation, biological process: transmembrane transport; sodium-independent organic anion transport. The transcript is spliced from 13 exons. The record is from RefSeq and is a predicted model, not a curated record. Bases 303 to 2540 code for a protein of 745 amino acids.